Cyphellophora europaea CBS 101466 is the source of this 1458-nucleotide messenger RNA. RefSeq lists its product as uncharacterized. The transcript has 3 exons. The coding region runs from base 1 to 1458 and encodes 485 amino acids. The record is from RefSeq and is a predicted model, not a curated record. NCBI's taxonomy places the organism in Eukaryota, Fungi, Ascomycota, Eurotiomycetes, Chaetothyriales, Cyphellophoraceae.
AUGAAGGAAAUAUUAGCAUUACUGCUCCUCAGGGCGACCUGGUUCGCCUAUGCACAGGACAUCAUAACAACCUCAUCAGCCACCUUCUCCAGUGUGACCGCGACAGGCGAAGCUGGUUCCUCUUCGACGACCGAGUCAUCAUCAACCACAGAAGCCCCAAUAACUCACACAGUCGAUGUCGGCCAGGCGGGUCACACCUUCCAGCCCGAUGUCGUUCUCGCCCAUGUCGGCGACACUAUCGAGUUCGCAUUCUUCCCCACCAACCACAGUGUCAUCCGCGCCGAGUAUCUCAUACCAUGUGUACCCUACGAAAUGACCGGACGGGGCAAGGUCGGCUUCAACUCUGACUUCUUCCCCGUGGACGCUGUCCUUGAAGAACCUCCUACCUAUAGAAUCCGUGUCAAUGACACAAACCCUAUUUUCUACUAUUGUGGCGCCGAAGGCUCGUGUAUCAAUUGGCAGAUGGUUGGCGUUAUCAAUCCCAAUGCAAGCACCAGUCUGCAGAAGCACAAGGAUGCGGCCAAGGACAGCUCCUUCAUGCUACUGCCAGGCGAAAAGUGGCCCGAUGAGUCUACAGACCCCAUGGCCUCAGACAGCGCCUCCUCUGCCACUUCCACCUCGGGUUCCGCGGAAUCCACCUCGUCCCCUGAAUCAAGCAGCAGUGGUGGAUCCUCUCUUUCGACCGGUGCCAUUGCCGGCAUCGCCGUUGGCGGUACCAUCCUCGUCAUUGGCGCGGCCGCACUCCUCUUCUUCUGCGGGCGCGCCUCGCGUCGACGGAACGCACAAAAUGCCAACCAGCAGCAGCCGCUGAUGCAGCAAGGCACGGGACCGCAGCCUUUUAACCCCGGGCCAAACCACAAUGCCCACAUGAGCUAUGUCCAGCCCUACCCAGACAUGAACAAGCACAUGAGCGUGCAGAGUAUGAGCAUGCACAGUCCAGCCCUGCCAGGCUAUGUCCCUGCACAGCAGCAACCAGGUGUUGCCUCGCCACUGUAUGGUCCGAGCGACGCGCUGAACCCUGGUGGUGAGCAGCAGGGCCCCUAUGGCGGCAGCCCGCAGCACAGCCCCCACAUGCAACCGCAGAUGAUGCCCAUCGCGGCGGGUAUGGCCCCCAACGCGGCGUACCAGAACGCCAUGCAACAGCAGCAACCAUCACCCUUUUCCUCCUCCCCCAUCCCCGGAAAUGCCUAUGGAGCGCCCAUGCCACCACAUCCCUCCACCUCACCACCGCCACAGCAGCUAGGCCACUACGGCGGCAACAACUACCACGAGAUGCCAGCCGCCCCUGUCUCGGACGCGCAGUACCAGUCACAGCUACAGCCCAGCCCACGCGGCGGCGGUGGCAGUGAGCUUGACGGCAGCGAUACACCGACGUUGCACGGCAAUCAGCAAAGCGGCGGCGCCCAGCCCGCAGGCGGAAUCAUGAACUUUAUUAAGCAGAAUACGGGUGGGAAGUAG